Messenger RNA from Somion occarium, 1968 nucleotides. Lineage: Eukaryota; Fungi; Basidiomycota; Agaricomycetes; Polyporales; Cerrenaceae. The record is from the annotation of a GenBank genome assembly.
AACAUUGUGUCAUCGAAGCACCACAUGGCUACAACAACCAGAAGAGAGAACAACUGAACAAGAACAAUGAAAGGUACGGCAGGUUUCUUUUGUACGACAUAUGUGACGGUUCAACGUUCAGUCAUGUGGUGUUGCCUCAAGUCAUUCACUGCUAAUCGUUAUCUGAACUGUGCUUGCCGGUCUGUAGAAUCAUAACACAUGUCCUUUGAAGUCCUAUUGUUCAUUGUCAAGCGAUUCCCAAGAUGUCGCUAAGUCGUGUUUCGGUCGUGUUGGCGAACCUUUCCAGAUGGGAUCGCUCCCAUUCUUGACCGUUGUAGCACUCGACACCGCCUACUUAGCCAACGCAACAAUUAUCGCUACACGUUGUCCGGAAGCUUUAUUUACUCGCUAUUGUUUUUCUUGAAAAGGACCUCUCCAUCGGACGCGGAUCAUUCGAUAGAUAUGAAUGCUCCCAUUCUAUCACGGAAGUACUUAUUUUGUCUGUCAAUGAGAUUUCUUGGCGGGAAACAAUGAAGUUGUUCUUUCGCUGGUUUAGCGUCUUUCAUCCACUAUAAAGCAGCUCGAUCCGGUUGAUCUCAAUGGCAAGGCUCGCGGUGCCUUCCACUUCCUCCUGGAAUCGCGCAUACCCUCACAAUGGCUCAGAGCGACUUCUUGCACCCUACCCUGAUGCUUCGUGACUAUGACGAUAGAUAUCAAAACGAAGAUGAAAGAAACAUUCACGUAUGGGCUUCGGCUCGCUCAUUGGUGCUGAGGCUUCGUGUAAUAGCAGGAUGCUAUCAGCACGGCGAUUUGACAUACGACACAUUUUUUAUGUGGCUGGCAGUCAUCGUUGAACGCGGACCGAAAGAGCUCGCACUCGUCCAUUGGGGUGAUCCUCGUAUUCGUGAUCUUCCGCAAGACGAGGAUGCUCUUAGCACAUGGCUACAGCAACAGCGCGCACCCGUCAUUAGGCAAGGAACAACGCGUAGUAGUAAUGUCAUUCCCGGACAUUACAUUCUCUUAGAUUGGGAUCCAUUGGCAAAUACUUUCUAUCUCCGAUGCCGUACACCCCUCCUUCCCGAAAUCUCCUCGCGCUGUUUGUCGGGAAAUGGGAGCGGGGGCACAGGUGCUUCAGUUAACCGGAGAGGUCGAAGCAAUGUAACCAAGAAGCUGGUCAGAAAGCGAGAUAUGGCUUGCCGCAUAACGCAAGAGCCUGCGACGUUACGUCCUCGUGGUGCUAAUUUUACCGCACUCGAGGUGGCGCAUAUAUACCCUCUGGCUGCACUCGAUCAAGCCAAUCGAUUAGUAUCGGCUAGUGUGUUCCCAUGGCUCAGUUCUCGAGACGCAGCUGAUAUGCCUUACAACGCGAUUCUCCUUCGAAGUGAUAUCCACAAUCUCUUUGAUGAUUACCAAUUUAGUGUUUGGAAAUAUGGCCGUGAGAACCGUGACAACUACAUCUAUCGUUUUGAAAAGGGUGGUGCUCCCGGCAUGCAGAAUUAUAAGCAAAUUUUUCCUCCGCGACCGGCCACUGAAGCAAAUCUCACUGCCGGACAUGCUUCUGUCACUAGUACCGAUGAUGUCUCUUGGGAUUUCUUCAAUGUUCAUUUCAGGACGGCGCUGCUGUGGCAUGUAUCUGGCCAAGGACGGUCUCCAUCCACCAAUGCGGUUCUCACCGCUGAAAUUAACCGGCCGGACCAGCAUCUGGCUCACUACCGCCUUCAGCCGGCAUAUUCAUUGCACAUUACGUAGAGCUUCAAUGAUGCUACGAAGCUAACAAUUGUUUCAUGGAUUACUAAUGCCUCGAAGUGGUAUAUAAUAUCUUCUUCGUGUUCGUAUGACUGUUCUCAAAUCAAUAUCAAUCUUCUUUUGUAUCGAUCUGAAACCUCUAAACUAAGCCAAAGCGGAGUCCAAAUGAUGGUCUCUAAAGACUUUAUGGAUUCUGUUGUUCCGUUGCACGAGAGUAGAAAAGAAUAUAUCAUGUUGUUUGAG